AUGGUGCAGCUGCCGCACCCCACCACCGAGUGGUCCAGCCUGCAAGACGUCUUCUACCGAAAGGCAGACGUAUACUCGCUCAGCUGGGGCAUCGAAAACCUCGCAGACUACAACGUCGCAGCUGCCUCAAACGGCGGCCUCCUAGCCCUCGUGCGCGAUCCCACCAGGCUCGUCUCCCUAGGCAAGGCAUCCCUGCUCAAGCCAAAGAUCCUCGUAUACACCGCAGCAGGCCAACUCGUCGAGAGCAUACCCUGGGAUCCGUCAAUCCGCAUCAUCGCGCUCGGCUUCAACGCCCUCGAGCAGCUCGUCGUCGUCCUCGAGGAGGGCUACGUCCGCGUGUACACCCUCCUCUCGCCCUGCCCCUCCUCGUCCGACCGCUCCACCCCGGCCGCGAUCCCCGCCGCCGGCGCCUCGUCCUCUUCGUCUUCCCGCCCGCAGCCAGUGGAGGCCACCUCCAACGCCUACUAUACCCAGCACUCGCUCGGCCACGAGGCGACAGAGACCGGCGUCCUCGAGGCGAGGAUCUGGUCUGGCGGCCUCGUCGCCCUCGUCGGCGCGCGCCGCUUCAUCGAAUGGCGAUUCCCCGGCCUCGAGCACGACCCAGACAGCGGCAGCGGCAGCAGCAUCGGCGAUGACGCCCCCGCGAGCGCGAGCCCGUCCGGCUUCGCCUUCGCCUCGCUCGACGACGAGUCGCGGCCCCUGCCCACUCCUCAGCUCCUGCCUCCAGCGGAUCCCGCCGCGCCGCUGCCAUCGGGGUCGUUUGCCUCGUCGUCCCACCUGCCCACCGACUGGGCCGUCGUCCCUCCUGCCGUCUCCUCGACCGGCCUGACCACCGUCCUCAUCGCUCGAGACAAGACGCUCCUCUCCCUCACGCGCUCCGCAUCCUCCUCCUCCUCGUCGGCCUCGUCGGCCUGCCAGGACAUGCGCCUCUCGCGCGGCCCUUUCUAUGCGGUGCGGCCCUCGCCCAAUGGCAAGCUCCUGGCGCUUCUCACCGAAGACUGGAAGCUGUGGGUGGUGAGCGCCGAUUUCUCGCGGAGCCUCAGCGAGUUCGACAUCCGGAACAGCGGCGCCUACGAGGAUGCCGCAGUCGUCGAGGGUGGCGCGCUCGACACUCCCGGCGGCGAUGGCCGAGGCAAGGGCGGCAUCGGACGGACGGGCAUUCGAAGCAUCGAGUGGUGUGGCAACAACACCGUCGCGCUCGCCUUUUCCGACGAGGUGGUCAUGGUCGGUCCCUUUGGCGACUCGAUCCGCUACAACUACGCCGGGCCCGUGCAUCUCGUCGGCGAGGUCGACGGCCUCCGCGUCAUCAGCUCGGACCGCCACGAGUUCCUGCAAAAGGUGCCGGACGUCUCGAUGCAGGUCUUCAGCCCCGGCUCGAGCGAUCCUGCCGCGCUCCUCUUUGACGCGGCCGAGCAGUUUGCCAAGAAGAGCUCCAAGGCCGACGAGGCGAUACGCGCCAUCCGAUCGGAUCUCGCCGGUGCCGUCGACACCUGCCUGCGAGCUGCGGCCUACGAAUGGGACCUUGGCUGGCAGAGGAAGCUGCUCAGGGCGGCCACGUUUGGCAAGUCGUUUAUCGAUCUGUACGACCCGACACCGCUCGUCGAGCUGACGCGCACGCUGCGGGUGCUCAACGCCGCUCGCGCCUACGAGAUCGGCAUCCCCAUCUCGUAUGACCAGUAUAUUGCUUCGGGCCCGACGGCGCUCCUGUCGCGGUUGACGUCGCAGAACCACCACCUCCUGUCGCUCCGCAUCGCCAACUUCCUUCACAUCCGGCCAGACCCGAUCCUGAAGCACUGGGCGCGCGCCAAGAUCGCGCGGUCGCGGCCGCCGCUCGGAGGCUCGAGCGCCGUAAUUGCCGAGUCCGAGGAGCGGCUGUGCAACGACAUCGUGCGCAAGUUCCAGAUGGCCACGACGCUCAGCCACGCCGAUCCGCAGUUUGGCGGUGGCGUGGGUGGCAGCGGCGACGUCGGCGGACUCGGAGACGGGCCUAGUGCUCGUAUCGGAGCAGCCGACGCGACGACACCGUCUGCGAACGGGAGCGGGCGAUCCGGGAUGGGCGUGGCGAUCAGCUUCUCGGAGGUCGCGUGGACGGCGUGGAAGGCCGGGCGGCGCAACCUUGCGACGCGGCUGCUGGACCACGAGGCGCGGGCGAUUGACCAGGUGCCGCUGCUGCUCGACAUGCACGAGGACAAGCUGGCGCUGGUCAAGGCCAUCGAGAGCGGCGACACGGACCUCAUCUACCACGUCCUGCUGCGGCUGAUGGCGCAGCUGUCGCGCGGCGACUUUUUCCGCAUCGUCCAGGCGCCCAUCUCGGACGCGCUCGCACCUACCUCGGCGAUCGAGGCGUCUGCGUCUGGGCGCGAGAAGUCCGGGUCCAUCGGCGGCGGCGGCGGCGGGGCGAGCGUGCUGGCGGGCACGGGAUGGCACGGCCUACAGCCUACGCGGCAGCACCUUGCGCUGGCGUCGAACCUGCUCGAGGUGUACGCCAAGGAGGUGGAUCGGGACCUGCUCAAGGACUUUUACUACCAGGACGACCGACGCACCGAUUCGGCCCUCGUCGCCCUCGAGGAGGCGUACGCCAUCCCCGCCGACAGCGAGGCGCACGUCUCGGACAAGGUGUUUAAGCUCAAGAGCGCCACCAAGUUUUUUCAAGAGGACAAAGAGAGGGUGUUGGAGGUCAAGCUGGUGGAAGAACAGACACGACUACUCGCAUUCCAACAGGCACUGGACAAGGAAGACGUCGUCGCCAACAACAGCGGUGGCGGCGGCGUCGGUGCGGGCUACCUCGGUCUUUCGCUCAACGAGACGCUGCGCAAGUGCCUGCGGAGCAACCUGCACAAAAAGGCCGAAAAGCUGCGCAGCGAGUUCAAGGUAAACGAUCGCAGGUGGUGGUACAUCAAGAUGCGCGCCCUCGCCGACGGCAAUGACUGGGACGCCCUGUGGAACUUUGCCAACAGCAAAAAGUCGCCGGUGGGCUAUACGCCCUUUAUCCAACGACUGGUCGAGGCGGGAAACCUGUCCCAGGUACCGCGGUACAUGGCAAAGUGCAGCGACAAGGCAGACAAGGCCGCCCUCGUAUCCUACAUCAAUCGCCUCCCCAAUGCCGCGGUCGCCAACGAGCUGCAAGCGAGGCUCGACGAGCUCUGA
Messenger RNA from Pseudozyma flocculosa PF-1, 3147 nucleotides. RefSeq lists its product as uncharacterized. The record is from RefSeq and is a predicted model, not a curated record. Gene Ontology annotation, biological process: intracellular protein transport; vacuole fusion, non-autophagic; endosomal transport. Lineage: Eukaryota; Fungi; Basidiomycota; Ustilaginomycetes; Ustilaginales; Ustilaginaceae. Gene Ontology annotation, molecular function: actin binding. Gene Ontology annotation, cellular component: endosome; HOPS complex; cytoplasm. The coding region runs from base 1 to 3147 and encodes 1048 amino acids. The transcript is spliced from 8 exons.